Messenger RNA from Effrenium voratum, 585 nucleotides. The record is from the annotation of a GenBank genome assembly. Lineage: Eukaryota; Dinophyceae; Suessiales; Symbiodiniaceae.
AUGGACUUCCGGCAGUGGCAGCAGUUGGAGCUGCGGCUCACCGCAGUGGAGCAGGCCAUAGCCGAGCUACGCCCCAAAGACCCCAAGCCGGUGAACGCCUCUUCCGACGAGGAUGGCAGCGAGGAUGGCUUGAUCUCCGAGAAGCUCACUCGGCUGGAGUCCAACGGAAAGGUGAAGUUUCUGCCCUCGGGGGAUGAGGUCCGCGGCGGCAUCGCCACCUGCGGUCCCUGCUACGAGAUCUCCCACUCGCUGUGGGAUUCCUGCCUGGUCGUCGGCCUGCCCAUCCUGAGUGCCUAUGAUUCCUGUAUCGUGGCACUGCUGUUAAUCAUGAACAUCGCGGCGCAGAUGGGCUUUGUACACAUCGUGAAAGACUACAUGUCGGAGGCCACUCUGAGCUCUGAGAACCUCACCCAGCUGCUGCGCUUCAGGGUGAGCAUCGCGCACAACAUCAAGUAUGCCGACAUGUCCACAGGCCGGUCCCUGGCGACCCAAGUCUGCGGUCUGGAUGAGCAGCUCCAAUGGGCCAGCACCCAAUUCAGCGUGGCUUGGCGUGUGCGUCGCUUCGAGUUCCAUGUGCUGAAAUGA